CUCGACCCUACACAUCAAAAAUAAGAGUCAUUAUAUAUACAACAUAUUUAUUAUUAACACAUUAACACUUUUACAAGUGCUUUCCCCAGAUAACUUUUACGAUGUUUAUGGAUGAACAGAGACUACACUCACUUCAUGGCGGCGUUUGAGCUAGGGAAGAGGAAAAGGAAUUGUGGAUUAUUUUAUCCAAUCAAAUAGACGAUCGGUGCCUGGCGGUGACACAAGCGGGAAGUAUGGCGGCGACUGACGGAGCGAUCAUCGCUGAUCCGUUGCUCCAGAUGUCAAAUUACGAAGGUCCAGGUUUAUUAGACCUUUCCAAUCAGAGUCUCCACAAACUGGAUCCGAAGUUUUUCAGUCAUGGGGAGUCACACACUCUUAUUCUGGACCAAAACCACAUUAUUAAGCUGGAGCACCUGGAGCAUAAUCAAGUUCUUCAGCAGCUGUCUGCGGCCUGCAACCGUCUAGUACGCAUGAUGGGUGUCUCAAAGCUGAUUCAUUUACGAACUCUGAAUCUCUCAAACAACAGUAUCGGAUAUAUUGAGGGACUGAAGGACCUGGUUCAUCUGGAAUGGCUCAAUCUAGCUGGAAACAACAUAAAGGUCAUUGAGCAGCUCAACAAUUGUGUUUCCCUUCAACAUCUUGAUAUGUCAGAUAAUAAUAUUUCUCACAUAGGAGACCUCACAAAGCUCUCAGCGUUAAAGUCUCUUCUUCUGCAUGGAAACAUCAUCACGACUCUACGUACUGUUCCUGCCCACCUGCCAGCGAAUCUAACUGUCCUGUCGCUAGCAGAGAAUGAGAUCAGAGACCUGACUGAGGUGUCAUAUUUAGCUCCAUUGCACAACCUAGAGCAGCUGUCCAUCAUGAGUAACCCAUGUGUCAUGGCCACACCAUCUCUGCCCGGCUGUGAUUAUCGCCCAUAUGUGGUGAGCUGGUGUCUCAGUUUGAAGGUGCUGGAUGGAUUUGUGGUUUCACAAAAGGAGGGACUAAAAGGAGAAUGGCUCUACAGUCAAGGUAAAGGUCGAAUGUUUCGCCCCGGACAGCACGCACAGCUGGUCCAAUAUUUGGCAUCCACGUGUCCCCUGACAGCCACAACUGCCUUGGAGUCAGCAGAGGAUGCUAAACUUGAGCGAAUCCUCUAGAUUUUAAAUCUGUCAAACAAACAAAGACAGCAUCAGAAACAGCUGCAGCAAACACAUCACUGCUUCUCGAGUCCGUCUCGUCCCACACAUCUAGACGUGCAGCAGAGGCGCAUCCACAAGAACAAAGACGGGGAUGUCAUCACUCAGGCAGAUGUGGAUCCAGGAAUUCAGGUAAACACGUGGAUGGGCUCUGCGUCUUCACCCGUGGUUGCUCCUGCCCGGCCUCCACCUGCUGCUGAAGACAUGAUGACUCUAGAGGAUGUGCACACUGAUGAGGAGAAGCUUCAUGGUAGUCUGCUGUCCUCGGAGUCUGCUUUUCUGCCCUUUAACACUGCUGUUCAUCCUGCUUCAGCUCCUGACAGCGGUGAAGAGGAGUUUGAUGAUUCUCUGGCUCCUCCCACAUCCACUCAGUACCACCCAUCCAAGGAGGAGUCAGUAGAUAAAGCUGUCCUCACUCUGACAUAUGUGGACCACACUGACAGAACUGCCUGCUCCGACAUUAACGGGCAGCAGCAUGCAUUAAAUGGUGAUGCUGUGUUACAGAACAGUACUGUGGAGGAUUCAAAGUGGAAUGGGAUGCAGAAAGCUGCUGUGCUGCAGCGUGAAGUAAAACAAUGUGAACCACAUGAUGCAGCUGUAAGGAUUCAGUCUUGGUGGAGGGGACACUGGACGCGGUACUGCCACCCACAAGCCAGAGAAGUGCGUGCUGAGAUCCGCUUGCGUAGGAUGCAGGAUCACAUUGUCCACUUGACCGUAGAACUGGAAAGGGUGCGCAAGCAACAAGAAGAAGACCGACUACAGAAACGUGUGCAAGAAGAAGCUGUGAAGUUUCUGUGGAAGCAGCUUCAGGUCGUGCUGGAAUGGCAAUCGUCUGUUAACGAGCAGCUCAAUGUGGCAAAGAGUACUGCCUUAGAUCCCAGCAUUCCUGCAGCAACUCCUAUCCACACUGAGAUCUCCAUCCCUGAGUCUGGUUUUCAUUCUGGAGAGCGCCAGGCAGCACUGGACAACAGCCUGAGCAGCACGGCCACGACCGGAUCUCCAGAAACAGUGCGCUCUCUUCGGCCUCUGACGGCAGCCACGGGGGACAGUCAAGAUGGCAGUCUGUUAGAGCAGUAUCUCUCAUCUGUGCAGCGACAGGACGAGGAGGAGGAAGAGGAUAAAGGAAUGGGUGACAGAACAGGAACACCUCAAGAUCCAUCUGAUCUCUCUCCUCUUGGUAAAGACAAGCGCUUGUCCUGACCUGAGUCUGACAGGCUAAAAGGAAGUAGAGAAGGUCUCAUUGCAUGCAUAAUGUUUAGGCAUCACAGAACUCUCUGUCAGACUGAUGUGCCCCAGCCUUCCUUGAAGAUCGUACUCUAACUUUUUUCACUGGCCUUCAAUAGACAUGCAGAUACAUAGCCUUUGAUCUUCAUACUACACAUAUGUUGUCAGCAGUCAGACAAUUCAGUAGUGACUUUUUUUUUUUUUUUUUUUUUUUUUUACACGGUUGGGAAAUCAGUAUACAGCUUUCUGUUAAGAGUCGUUGAAGUACUUUACAUAUUUACAUACCCAGAGUGCCGAGGUCUUUCAGUGAACUUACAAGUAGACUUGUUUUCUUUUAAAUGUAGAACCUGGACAACACAACCAGAAGUAGCCUUGAACUGUAGAUAAGUAUGCAGGUAUGUGAAAUAAAUGUGAAUUGAUUUGAUAGUCUGCUGCAGUUUCAACCAUUUGAAAGCUGAAUAGCCUUUAUUGUAAAUAUUUGUGUGUGCAUCUGGAUAUUUACAGUAUGUGCUGCAACAAGUGGUCAGUGUGUGGCAUGUUAAUUUAUUUCACUUUUUUUCUGUUAUAUAUAUUUUAAAAAUCAUUUUUGUAAAUAAAGUUUUACUUUCACCAUUAUGGUAAUUUCCAUCAGUACUUUAGCACACAGUUGAAAGACGUAUUUAUUUGUUCUGCACCAAAAUGUAAUUUGUUUUGAUUACAUUUUAAUUGUUCACUUUAGAAGUAAUUUUAAAAAGUAUGAAAUGCUAACUUCGUAUUACUGUGUGGACUAUAACAAUAUUUAUACCUUCAUGUCUUGCAGCUACUGGAUCUCUAACUCUGUGAAGUUACAUCAGAGCCUGUAGCAAAUUAAUGAGUAAUGAGCAAGAGCAUGAGAUAAGUGCAUCUCUGAAGGUUUUAAAGAUGCAGUCCAAGGGAGAUUCCGUAGAAUUAGCUUAGAAAGUUGAAAAAGCGCCAAUGCAAGACUUGGUUCAGUUGUAUUGUCAGUUUUACAGUAUACAGGUUUUU
Molecule: messenger RNA, 3407 nt
Organism: Cyprinus carpio (common carp)
Lineage: Eukaryota; Metazoa; Chordata; Actinopteri; Cypriniformes; Cyprinidae
Product: centrosomal protein of 97 kDa-like
Exons: 12
Molecular function (GO): protein binding
Source: RefSeq, a predicted model, not a curated record